This is a messenger RNA of Trachemys scripta elegans, 4365 nucleotides long. RefSeq lists its product as uncharacterized. Lineage: Eukaryota; Metazoa; Chordata; Testudines; Emydidae. The record is from RefSeq and is a predicted model, not a curated record. The transcript is spliced from 12 exons. The coding region runs from base 312 to 2933 and encodes 873 amino acids.
CCUUUUUCCAGGAGUGGUAGCGGUCCAGGCGCUACCAAGUCCCGGGAGGGGGAUCCGGUGAGCUGAACCCCAUAAUUAAGGCGGGUAAAGAGCGGAGGAAACAUGGCAACUCCACAGAGCCAUACAUGGCCCGUCCUCCUGUAGGGGUGUGUGUGUUACCUUAGUCUGUAUUAACGGACGUGCAGAAAAAGGCUCCCCACAGCGCCGGAGAUGGUUCCGUCCACGGCGUCUGGUUACCAGGCAACGGGAUCCUGAACUGCAGAUUCCGACAGGCGAGUCGAAGCCCGGCUGGUUGUCUUCGUGCUUUGGCCAUGUCGGUGCUUUCUCAUCCCUGCUGUGCCACCUUACCUUUGUUUGGUGAUCUCCAAGACCAGAAUGUCACCUUUGUGGUCAGUAUGUUGGAAGGCAUGUCCUCCAAGCAGGAUUUUCUGAAGGAGCAUCUCAUAAAGACUCUCUUUUCGAUGGCCAACAGUCCAACAGAGUCCACAUUCAACAUCAUAAGUUUUGCCAGCAAGGUGGUAAAAUGGUGCACUAGUUUGGUCAAAUGUUCGCUCAGUAACAUCAUUGAAGCAACUGCCUGGAUUAGAGCUCUGCAGUGUGGGAAUGGCGCAGAUGCUGUGAGUGCUUUGGCUAUGGCAUUUGAAGAUCCCACCUGCCAGGUGGUAUACUUGGUCACUGAUGCACUCUCUGAGAGUGCUUCAGAGGAAAUCUGUAGCCUUCUUGCAGAGACUGGCGAGGAACGCCCAGUGCACACUGUGUACUUGGUAGAAAAGCCAGGUGACUGUGAAAGCAGCACACAAAAAGAAAUGGAGAAAGUAGCCAAACGGUCUGGAGGAUCCUUUCAGGUGAUCACCCUGCACCCUUCUAGAGCUUCAGAAGAGGUAAACCCAGGAUGCACCUCAAGCAUCCACUGUUGCAAUGCUAUCAGUAAAUACCCCUCUUGUUCUCUGCUGAUGGGUAUUCCCAAAGCACACUUUCCUGUGUACGUCUGUGCAAAUUCCCCUACUAUACCUCUGACAACCUUGACAAAGAGAGAUUUAAUGGACUGGUCCCCAGAGGCUCCCCAUUUGCUGAGAGGGGCCCGAGUCCUGGCUAGGAGAGAGACUGAUGGAUAUUAUUAUCUGGGCCACAUUGCACAAGAGGUGAAGGGCUCCAGGGAACGUUUUUUAAUCGAGUUUGAGAGAAGUCGGUUGCUGAAAGGCAAGGUACAGUUUCGUAUGCAAGAAACACCGCUCUAUGACAUUAUCCACUAUGAAGAUGCCAGGCGACAGCCACUAGCUCCAGGAGACAGAGUCUUGGCACCAUGGGAGGCUAAAGGUGAACGAUAUGGCCCAGGCACUGUACUAAAAGCUGCAGAGAGCAGUGAAGCACAGUUAGCCAAUGAAAACAGCGGAGUGCUGGUGAAUUUCUGGAAUGGUCAGACUAAGAAGGUGUCCUCUGAUUUAGCUCUAAGGAUCCCUCUGCCCCUGAGUGAACGCAUCAUCCUGGAACUUCAGAUGCCAUUAGUAGCCAGGCAAAUGUUGGUGGACUCAAGCUCAGACUAUCCCUACAUUGUGACACCUGGUUACAGAGCUUCAGGGCAUGGCAGACAGGAUCACCUAGAUCCAGUUUGCUGGCAGGGUUCCACACAGAUUCAGUCAUGUCCUAACUGCAGCUCUGGAUGUUCCUCACUUUGCCAUUGCUGCCUUGGAGCCUGGGUGCCCAUCAGGCCCACAGUGAACAGAGCACAACCAGAAGAUGUCCUGAUCCCAGGAACAAGCCUGACCAAAGAAGAGCUGAGCAGGAAGAUAGAAGAACAGCUGUCUAAAGGGAGAGUCCCCAUUUCAGAAAGGGUCUUCAAAGAGGAAGAUAAAAAGGAAAAGAAGAAAGAAAAUGUCCCUAAAGAUUUAGGAUCCUGUGUGGAGAUAGGAAACAAGGUUACAGAACCCAAGAAGAGCCCUCAGAAGGAGAUGACUUCAACACGUUUGAUGGGAGGUGCUCGUGCCAUGGUAGAUAUUGCUGUGCACCCAGAUACCUGCCUAACGGAGCCAAUGCACGAUGACAAAGAAGAGAGCAGACACUAUGGGGCUGAUCCCGACUCUCUUCUGAAGAAUGAACCUGCUCUUUUUCAGUCCAGCAUGAUAGACGCUCCAGCCCAGCAUCCCCCAAGGAACCCUCCCGUGAAAGCACAAGCUUUCAGCACUUCCAGUCUCCAAGCUAUGUUUGACCGAGUGGAUCAAUCACUGAAGAAAGACCGCUUGACCAUUGAAUCAGUUCUGCGUAUACAGAGACCCCACAGUGCUCCGAGUACACAGAAAUCAGUCACCAAAGGUGCAACUCAAGAGAGCCUGAGAAUGAUGAACUUCAACACAGCCAGGAUUGAGCACAGAAGGCAGCAAGAGGAGCUGAGGCAGCAGAAGAGGGAACAAAAGCAAGAGGCAGAAGGCCUCAAACGCCAGUUGAUGCACGACAGCAGGCGAGAGAGGUCUCUUCAGAGGACACUGCAAAGCUUGGAGAAGCAGCUGGAGUACAAUAACAUGGCCCGCCAGCACAUGGCAAAGCUCCAGACUGCCAGGGCAGAGAGGAGCAGAAAGGAGUCCUCCUUGCAGGAAGAGGAGAAGAGAAAGGAGUGUCAAAGGCUGCAGUUCUUAAAGGCACAGCACUUGCAGAGAGAGGAGUUGCAGGCAGAAUACAACCAGAGGAACUAUGACCAAGACAAAAAGAGGCAGGAUAUGCUGAGGAGCAGAAUGCAAUCCCGGCAGGAGACCUUAGAACGAGAAAUCCAGGAGCAGGACACCCAGCAGAGGAAGCAUGAAGAUGCCAAAUGGAGAGCAUUCCAAAAUCGGGAUCAUUUCCAACAGAAGCUGGAAAAGGAGUGCCAAAAACAUUAUCACCUCCAACAGUACCUCAGAGAGCAGAAACUUUUGAUGCUCCGGGCCUCGCUGCUGUCAUAAAAAGACUGUCUUCUACGUACGAGUCCGUGUGCUGGGGCCUAGGAAAUGGUGUUAUUGAAACAAGCAGAAUUAUUAUUAUUAGAGCUAUUUGAUAUCUCCCCCUCAUCACAGCUAGAGGGCCUUUUCAGGUAUCUGUCGCUUACAGGCCUUUCUUUUUGGACAGUCUAACACAACUAUUCAAUGUUAAGACUCCCAGCCAGCUGUCUAGCUUCCUUCUGCCUUAUGUGCUACAUGUGUAGUAGUCUAGCAGAUGGAUGCAGCCCAGGUCAGGGCUAUGGAUGAUAAUGCACAGGAAACGAGAGAGGAAUUUGCAGUGUGAUUUGCCAGCGCAAAAAAACAGCGCAAUGUUGAGCUUCAGACACAGGCAUCCCAGGGAGCAGGAAGGUGAGAGGCCCUGCCUGUGGGACUCCAAUGAGAGCAUCCCUGCAAUAUUGCAUUCAGUUCUGAGCCCCUCAGUGAAAGGAAGAUGGCGAUGAACUGGAGGGAGUGAAGUACCAUAAUGAUUAGAGUCAAAAUAAAAAUACUGUAUAGCUUGGCCAAGAGAGAGGAACGUCAGGCUGUAAACACCAAGGAAGGAGAAUAAUUAUUUAGGCUUCUACAAGAGGUAUACUUAGGAGUAGGGACAUAAAAAUAAAAAACAUUUGAAUGUCAGGAAAAGCUUCCUGAAAGCACAGUCUGUUAAACUGUGGGUUAAACUUUCCCAUAGGAAUUGUGGAAGCCCCAUCCCUGUAGCCAUUUUAAACUAGCCUGGGCACAGCCAAAGGAAGUCUAGUGUUGUGAACAAUUCAGCACUGGCAGGGGGGUGAACCAUGUGACUAGGUGUGACGUUCUGUACCUCAAAGUAGCACCCUGGAGCCCCAUAUUCACUACUAUGAGAUGAUUAGGAUGUGUUUCAUACCGAGGAUGCCUUGGGAGGUAUCAUUUUAAAAGUCUUAAUCUGUUGAAUAUUAAUCUCCUGUUGGAUUGUGUGUGCUAUCAUUAUAUGUGAAGUUAUGAAGUAUUGCUAUAUGUUGUGAGGUUGAGCACACACACAACUAGCCUUUCAGUUACAACAAAGGAGACGCCAUCAAUAGCCAGACAGCAAUAAUAGCUCAUCAACACACAAUUCAAUAUCCCAGAGACUUCUCCGAGAAGGCACGUACACCACGUAACCCACAUCACAGCAAAGAUCUUUCCAGCAAGCUGGAAGAAAGCGUAGAAGAGAGGCAGUGACAUCAUCAUCACUUGACCUUUCUUCCCCCACAACUCAACACCUGGAAGAACGUCUGGCAGACAAAGACUUUGAACUGGGGAACUUUGGUCCCAGGUUGGAAGGUAAUCCCAGCCUCUGUAACGAGGAACUGCAACCUGCUUGGACCAUCUGUCAGGGUGAGAAAAGCUGUUUGUUUCAACUCUUGCUUAGACUAAAAGUUUAGGAUUUUGAAUGCGUGUU